This is a messenger RNA of Liolophura sinensis, 3571 nucleotides long. Its product is annotated as tRNA (34-2'-O)-methyltransferase regulator WDR6-like. The coding region runs from base 47 to 3487 and encodes 1146 amino acids. The transcript has 25 exons. The record is from RefSeq and is a predicted model, not a curated record. Gene Ontology annotation, cellular component: cytoplasm. Lineage: Eukaryota; Metazoa; Mollusca; Polyplacophora; Chitonida; Chitonidae. Gene Ontology annotation, biological process: tRNA methylation. Gene Ontology annotation, molecular function: protein binding.
CAAUCCUGCCGCGAAAAAUUUCUUAAUCUUACCUGUUCAUAUCCCCAUGGCGUGCACUCUCUCAAGCAGAUACCACUCCGGACCAGUGACAGCUCUGAUGUUUUGGGAAAAAGAUAUUUUGAUAGCUGGCAUUGGCUCAUCACUUCACUUCUACAGUCUUCGAGAUGGAGAGGGUUUACUCUUGAGGGUUGAGGCCUUGACCUGCAGAAACAUCCAUGGAAUUCGAAAUUUGCAUCAAGAAACUGAGGAGCACCCAUGUCUGUCAUGCUGUUUUGGAGAGAAGAGCAUCAGGGUCUGGAAUUAUGACUGUCCUGGGAACAGGGUUAUCUUCCAUUGCAAGCUGUGGGAAUGCGAGGACCUGAUUUGGGAUGUCACCUGGUUAAACGAUAAGGAUGACCCCAUACUAGCACUUGGCCUUGGUCAUAAUACCGUCAUUCUUUGGGACUGGAAGACUACAGCUGUCUUAGAGAGAGUCCAGUGUGAAGAAGUCUGUAUCAUAUAUUGUGCCCAUUUUAUUGGUCACUGGUGGUCAGAGCUAAUCCUGGCCGCAGGGACUGUGUUUAACCAGGUAGUGUUGUGGUCAGUGAACACUAGAGACUUUCAUCAGGGAAGGUCACCUGUGCUGCACAGACUCCAAGGUCAUGAGGGUGUGAUAUUUGACAUUGAUUACCACUGGGAACUCCAGCGCCUCUGCUCUGUGUCAGACGAUCGUAGCAUUCAUCUGUGGCAGGCCACGGGGCCAUCGGGCGACUGGGCACAGACAGAGUUUACAUUGCUGAGAGUUUUAUACGGUCAUUCGGCUAGGGUCUGGUCCGUUUGUAUGCUCCUCAACAAACUGAUCAGUGUAGGGGAGGAUUCCACGUGCUGUGUGUGGGACUAUGAUGGGAAUAUCAUCCAGAAGUAUAAAGGUCACAGGGGGAAAAGUAUAUGGAGCUUGAGUGUUGAUCGGGAAGGGAAGUUUGUGGCAACUGGAGGGGGAGAUCACAGUAUACGACUCUGGAAACUGCAGCAAGAACACCGUCUCAACACAGAUGUGAAUUUUGAGAACCUCUCUCCUCCACAACUGAAGAAAGAGGACUUUCCCAGGACAGUCACUUUACGAGGGCAUGACCGAGUAUUAGUGAUGACGAAUAUGGGGGAUUUAUUUGAAUUCAUUGUAUCUACUGGGACGUGGACCACUUUACUGGAGGACCCAGAAUUCCGAUCUUACUCAGUACUAAGUGUUUCACCAGAGAGAAGAGUUAUUGCCCUUGGAAGUAUAAAUGGCAAAAUCACACUUAUUAUACUUAAAGAGAAGACGACGGAAAGAGUUUUUGAGAAGUGUUACAAGGGUAAAGUGCUCAGCAUCAACUGGUUGGAUCAGGAGUCCCUGUUAACAUGUGGGCCUGAGGGUAUUAUGCACAUGUGGAGGCUAACCAUCCAGGAAGAUCAAUGUCUCACAGGGUCAUCCACACUGGAGGUUAUGGCUUCUUACAUCUUACCCCCCACAAAACAGCGAUGGGUGACAGCAGCUUGCUUCACCCCCAGCCGGUGUCAGUUUGUAUGUGGGGACAGGGGAGGCAAUGUCUAUGUCUACCAGAUAGACAACACUCAGACGAAGGAUUCUCAAGAAUCGGCAUUACAGUUCAAGUCUGGUAUCCAUGGUAAAGCAGGUGUCACCUUUGUUAGUUGCCAUGGGAACUCUGUAUACACUUGUGGAAGAAAUGGAAUAUACUAUGAGUUUGAAGUGGAUGAAUCAGGUUUAGCUGGUGGAAAGUCUAACAAGGUCCUGAAGGGUUUUGAUUGGAUGGACAGACUGGUCAUCACUGACAACGACAUUCUCAUCCUGGGAUUUCAUUCAUCCGAUUUCAUUAUCUGGAGCACCCAGAGGAAUCAACGACUGGUCCAGAUAGAGUGUGGGGGAGGGCACAGAACUUGGGGGUGUGAAAUCUCGGACAUGUCUGCAGUCAGAUUUGUCUUCCUGAAGGCCAGUGACAUCUUCCUGUGUAGCACAACUAUCACAUGUGAUCAGACUAUUCUCAAGAGUAGCCUCCAUGGCAGGGAACUGUCUGACGUCAAACAUCUGGUGUCCACAACUCACAGAGAUCAGAAGUUUGAAGUCUUUCUCACUUGUAGUGAAGAUACUAACAUCACCCUAUCCUCAGUAAUCUCUUCAACCAGUCAGGAGAGCAGAUUAUCUGUGCUGCGGAACUUGAAGGGUCAUAUUUCUAGUGUGAGGACAAUGGCUGUUUCAGAAUCGAGGUUGCAUGAUUGUGACACAAAACGGACAUUUAUCAUGUUUUCAGCUGGUGGCCGAGCACAGAUGAAAGCAUGGAAAAUAGUGGUUUCCAUGAAAACUAAUGAGAAAGAACUUGGUGGUGGUGAUAAUAGAGCACCUGUGUCAAGUGCAAGUAUGAUGUUAUCAGCUGAUACAAGUUUGAAGCCAGAAAACCGUAGAGAAGAGAAGAGACAGACAACCUCAGAGGACCUGCAAAAUAAAUGUGUGAUAAGGAAAGAAGAAACAAAAUCUUGUUUUAAAGAUGUGUGUCACGUUGAAUCAAAUUAUGAGCUGUUGGCAUCUCAUAUGUUACAUGAUAGAGUGAAAAGAAGAUCUAAAUCUUGGCAGCGUAAAUUAGAGAAUACCUCCCCAGAAACGCGCUACAUGGACUUGACAGCAUUUCACGGCCACCUGGUGGAUACUUCUCUGCCAAGCUCCAUUCACUUUGUUGGGGCUGCCUGCUCAGAUGCAGUUGUCAGGUUUUUCCUCUGUGAUGCAGACAAGAAGAUGUUCACAUGCCUGGGGUUGUCACUGGAAAAUAACUGUGUUCUCAAGGUCGGCCAUUUUGUCCACCAUAUGGAGGGCUUGGAACAUUGUCGUGUUUUCCUGUUUUCUUGUUCCACAGGUGGUGAUGUGACUUUCUGGGAUGUCACAAAGACAGUUUUGGCUGUAAAGAAAACUGCUCAGCCAUCUGCCUCAGAGGUGAAGGCUGAGCAGUUUAAAUCGAAACUCCCAGAUGCUAUGUGUACUGAAGACAGUGUAAAUCCUGACUUUUGCUCCCCAGUCCAUGUGUUCCAGAAUCAUCAGUCUGGUGUCAACAGCAUCAGCGUUCAUCAAUACACAGACAGGCUGGAGUGGCUCAUGGUAACUGGGGGGGAUGACAAUGCUGUUGUGUUUCGUACAUUUACCAUAUCCCUGGAUGGAACUGGACGAGUUCAUUUCACACCCUUACUUAAAUGUGAUCUUCCUAGUGCUCAUUCAGCUCAGGUCACAGGGGCCAAAAUUUUGGAUGACCACUACACACUCACUGUCUCAAUUGACCAGAGGCUGUGUUUGUGGGAGGUCACCCAAACAGACAAAUCGCUGAAGGCAGAAAUGCGAGCUUGCAAGUUUGUUAGCGUAGCAGAUGUAUCUAACAUGGAUGUCUGGAAACAAAGAUCUGGUAGCGGGUAUGACAUAGCCAUCAGUGGGGAAGGUCUGCAGAUACUUCAUCUUAAUCUACCCAGCUGAGACUGCCCAGACUUCAUGACGCCCUUUGAGCAUUCAAGGGCAUUUCUGAAACUGCCAAGGUCAAACUCCUAAAGGACAAACAGC